Messenger RNA from Microplitis demolitor, 759 nucleotides. RefSeq lists its product as uncharacterized. The transcript has 5 exons. The annotation marks the transcript as partial. The record is from RefSeq and is a predicted model, not a curated record. NCBI's taxonomy places the organism in Eukaryota, Metazoa, Arthropoda, Insecta, Hymenoptera, Braconidae.
UUUGUUGUUUUUGUCCAUUUCCAUUUAUUUUAUUUCAGCUUCAUAACAACGAUAAUAAAUCCAGUAUUGGCAGAGCUGCCUUCAUACAUUAAAGCGUGUAAAAAGUCGGACCCGGAUAUUAAUAAAUGUAUAACGAAUACUAUUGAAAAUUUGAGAAUUAAAUUAUCUGAUGGGAUACCUGAACUUGAUGCGCCAGCUAUUGAACCUUUAGUUUUAAAACAUGUACGCCUGGUUCGAGGACCUGAAGGUGCUAGACUUGAUGUCAAUCUCACAGACAUUCAGGUGAAAGGUCCAUCCACAUUUAAAAUACGAGACUUUAAAGCUGAUGUUGACGAUGUUACUUUUACAUUCAAAGUCAGCUUUGGAGUAUUGAGUUUCCAAGGAAAGUAUCAGAUAAAUGCACGACUAUUAUUGUUGAGACUUGCUGGAAGUGGUGAUAUAACGGGAAAUUUCACUGGUUAUGAUUCUGAUGUGACGCUUCAUGCUGAAAAAGUUGUUAAAAAUAAUGAAGUAUAUCUCAACUUUGAAAAAAUGAAACUUGUCAUAAGAAUUGGAAAGGCUGAUAUAUAUCUUUCAAAUCUAUUUGGUGGUGAUCCUAUUCUUGGUCCAGCCAGCAAUCAAAUACUCAAUGCAAAUAGCAAUUUGUUAUUAGACGAAAUAAGACCUGUUUUAGAAACAGCUCUUUCCGAUUUAUUCACAGACGUUGCUAAUAAAGUUACAAAUUCUUUCACAUAUAAUGAGUUAUUUCCAGACGACUAA